AGACCGUCGCUCACGUUUGGGUUUGUCCGGGAGCACGUGAAUGCAGCACGAGCUGUUGAGGUGAUCCAUGGCAACAGCCCCGCGCGCGCGCUCCCCGCCGGUCCCUGCCCCGUGCCCGCCGCAGCAGCACACUCGGAACGCACGCGGAGACAUGACUGCCGACGGGCUCCGCGCUUGAAUUUCGGCAUCAAGGUGACCGGGAGGGCCCCGCGCGGGAACGGCAGGUGACGGCGGCCGCGUCGCGAGGAGUGCUCGGAACGGACGGCAGAAUGAGCGCGCGCUUCUUCGGUUCGGCAGCCUGCGGGCGGAGGGGCUCCAUCUUCUGAAGUAACUGCUAACCUGCCGCGGUACCCCCCUCCCCAGCCCCCAGCAUCGGCGGGUCCUCCCCCCUCCCCCCGCAGCCUCCAUCACUCAUCCUCACCGGGAAGAUGGCGACCGGCUCCGGCUGGCAGCCGUUCUACUGCCCCGCCGGUCAGGGCAAAUUCUCCCCGUCCUCCUCCGGGCCGUUCCAGGCCGGCCUCGCCAUGGAGUACACGCAGGACCUGCACCUGAAGAUGAGCAAGAAGAUCGCGCAGCUCACCAAGGUGAUUUAUGCCCUGAACACCAAGAACGACGAGCACGAGGCCGCCAUCGCCACGCUGAAGGAGGCUCACGAGGAGGAGGUGCAGCAGAUCCUCUCUGAGACCAGAGAGAAGAUCCUGCAGUACAAGAGUAAAAUCAGCGACGAGCUGGACCUGAAGAGGCGGAUCCAGUCUCUGGAGGAGUCCAUGGAGCUGCACGAGCGCAUGAAGAGGCAGGCGCUGGCCGAGUUCGAGAGCUACCGCCAGCGGGUGGAAGACAUGCAGCUCUGCACCGAGGCGCAGCACACGCAGCGCGUGGUGUCCAUGUCCAGGGAGGUGGAGGAGAUGCGGCGCUCCUUCGAGGAGAAGCUGCGGACGUUCAGCCAGGCGCAGGCGCAGUUCGAGCAGGAGAAGAAAGCUGCUCUGGAGGAGCUGAAGGCCCAGCACAGACACGAGAUCCAGGAGCUCCUCCGCAGCCACCAGAGCCAGAACGCCAACUACAGCAAAGACCAGGAGAAGCUGGGACAGCUGCACAAGGCCGAGGUGGACUCUCUGGCUGAACGGGUGGAGGAGCUCAAACAGGAUAAGAAGAGGCUGGUGGAGGAAUACGAAGCCAAACUCAGCAAGGCUCAGGCCUUCUACGAGCGCGAGCUGGAGGCCAUGAAGAGAACCCAGCAGCUGACCGCCGACAACCUGCUGGCGUGGAAGCGCACGGAGGCCGAGCUGCGGCGGGAGUUCCAGGCCCAGGAGGCGGCGCUCCAGAAGACCCUGGGAAAGCUGCGGUCCGAGCUGGCCCGAGUGACGGACGAGGCCCGGGAGAACCGGGAGAAGUCCCACAAGCUGCAGGCUUCGCUCACGGUGGCGGAGAGCGCCGUCAAGGACCUGAACAAGCAGCUGGAUGAAGUGACCCAGAACUCCGAGAUCAUCGAGAUCCGUCAGAAGGAGGCCGAGUGUGAGCUAGAGGCGGCCAGAGACCGGGUCCAGCAGCAGGCCACCGAGAUCCUGCUGAAAGCCAGUCAGAUCAGCAGCCUGCAGGCCGCCCAGAUGACCCAGGAAGCCGCCAUCAGGGACCUGGACAACGAGAGGAACCGGCUGAAGGAUAAGGUGGUGAGGCUGGAGGAGGAGCGGGAGGCGCUGCAGAGCCAGGGCCAGGCGGUGGACGACAGGCAGAAGCAGCAGAUCCAGUCCCUGGAGAAGGCUCUGCAUGAAGAGAAGACGUCCCACGAGAAGGAGAUGAACAACAUGAAGGCUCGCUUUGAGGAGGAGGGCAGCCAGAUGAAGGAGAGCCAGGCCCGCGCUCUGGAGGAGGUCGCCAAGAAGCACCGAGUCACCCUGGAGACGUCGCUCGCCAGCGCAGAGAAGGACAAGAACCGGCUGCUGGCGGACUUGGAGCAGCAGUUUGAGCGAGAACGUCUGUCCCUGGAGGAGGAGAAGACGCUCCUGAAGCAGCAGUUGGAGGAGCUGAGGGAGGAGCUGACGUCCAAACUCACUGCAGCCAACCAGGAGGUGUGCCGGUUGCAGCAGGAGGUGCGUCAGGGGGAGCAGGACUUUAACUCAGCCGAGGGGCAGAUCUCCACCCUGAAGGAGGCGCAGGACAAACUGCUGGAGGAGCUGGACGCCACCAGAGCUCGUCUGAGAGAAACCAGCAACCUGCUGUCGGCUCUGCAGGGAGAGCUGGAGACACAGAAGCGCCAGCAUGAUGCCAAAAUCAUCACAACCAAAGAGGAGGAGAAGCUGAAGAUGGACAAGAUGGCUCUGGAGCUGGAGCUGAAGUGGACCGAGACGCUCAGGCAGGAGUGUAAGAAGCUGCGUGAGGAGCUGAGGGAGGAGCACGAGGAGGACAAGGCCUCGGCUCUGGCCCAGCUGGCCCAAACCAAGGAGCAGGAGCUGAGCGGCGCCAGGGAGAGCUGGCAGAGGAAGGUGGAGGACCUGCUGGAACAGAUUUCCCUGCUGAAGCAGAGUCUGGAGAUGCAGCUGUCGCAGUCGCAGUCGUCCCUGCAGCAGCUGCAGCAUCAGUUCAGUCAGGAGCGCGAGCAUCUGCGCAUGCAGCUGGACGAGCUGCAGACGGAGCACCAGAGGCGGCAGCAGCGUCUGCAGGAGGUCCACGUGUGCGCCGUGCAGGAGAUGGAGCGCGCCCGGCAGCGUGACCUGAAGGAGCUGGAGGAGCGUCUGCGCCACCAUCAUCACGCGGAGCUGCAGGCGCUCAGAGAGGCUCACCGCCAGAGCAUCGAGACGCUGAAGCAGCAGUCGGAGCAGGAGCUGCAGACGCUGCGCUUCGAGCUGGAGGACGAGGGCAAAGCCAUGCUGGCCUCCCUGCGCUCGGAGCUGAACCACAUCCACGCCUCGGCCAUCGAACACCUGCGACAGACCCACCAGCAGGAGUCCGCCGCCGCCAAGGCCCAGCUGGAGGAGGCGCUGGAGAGCAACCAGACUCAGGAGCGGGAGCUUCUGGGCCGGAUCUCGGAGCUGCAGGACGAGGUCUCCAGGAGGAAAACCCACGUGGCCCAGCUGGACCACCAGAUCCACACGCUCAACGAGAACAUCAGCAGCCUGACCAAAGAGCUGGAGAUGAAGGGCAAGGAGGUGCUGAAGAUCCGCGGCGAGGCCAACCAGCAGAUCCGGGCGCAUGAGCAGGAGCUGAUGAAGAAGCACGAGCGGGAGCUGUCGGAGCUGAACGCCGCCCACAGCAGGGAGACGCAGAACAUGCUGUCCGACUUCAACAAGGCCCAGGAGGUGCUGAAGGACAAGAUCUCCGCUCUGCAGAUCCUGCUGGAAGGAACGGAGGAGAAGUUCAGGAACCGAGAGAGCCGUCCUGAAGACCUGCAGGUCAUCGCUGAGCUGAAGGACAUGGUGUCAGAGCGGGAGAGCCUGGUCAAGAAGCUGGUGGACGACAAGAAGUUCUACCAGCUGGAGCUGGUCAACAGAGAGACCAACUUCAACAAAGUCUUCAACGCCAGCCCCAACGUAGGAGUCAUCAACCCGCUCAUCAAGCCCUCCUGAAACCAAGGACCCCGGCCUCGACCCCGCUGACCCCCAGCGCCAGGACUGCUUCGCCCAGUACUUUUCCUUUUAACACCAGGACUCCGCAUGUCGACCAACGUGAAAAAUAAAAGAGGAACUCUGUGAAUCCGUCUUCUCUCGUCGUGGGAUGAGGCGGGGGGUGGAGUCACUCAGAACUGAAGCCGCCCCCUCCCGAUCUGUGGUUUCCCUGCAGACGAGUGACCAUCAGUAUGUUUGAUGUUUUCAUUUCUUGGUAACUUUCUCACCGUCUCUUGAUCAACGUCGGAGAGCGGCGUCCUCGCCGGAUUAGCUAAACGUGAAGAAAUCUGUGCUAGGCUGUUGUGCUCUCUGCAUCUUAGAGUAGGGGGGCCGAGCUCAGAGCAGGUCCCUGCUGAGGGGCGGAGACCCCCCUGGAGAACCCGGCCCCCGCCUCAGGACGGCUCCGCCCAGAUUUUGGUAGAAGUUCAAACCUGUUUGUAUGGCCGUCUGUCUCUACAGAUACGAUGAUGUCUCACCAAUUUUAAAACAAAAAUAGCAUAUUUUAUAUUUAUAUUAUAAAGUGUAUGCUUAAUAAAGAAUUAUUGUGACAUUUA
Molecule: messenger RNA, 4153 nt
Organism: Oryzias melastigma (Indian medaka)
Lineage: Eukaryota; Metazoa; Chordata; Actinopteri; Beloniformes; Adrianichthyidae
Product: protein FAM184A
Exons: 21
Coding region: 429-3560 (1043 amino acids)
Source: RefSeq, a predicted model, not a curated record